AUGGGACAGGUAUUCAUUCUCAGAAUGUAUGAAAGGGAUCAGGAAUAUGAUGAAGAAUUUGAAUGGGUCUGUCAAACCUAAAGCUCAACCUAGCUUUAGUGGAUUCAUUGUACCUCUGGAGAUUCUGGCUUAUGAGUCUAUUCCACAUCUUGGACUGAAAUAUAGAGUACUUGUACGUGCAGCAAAUGACUGUCCAAGGAUGUGCAAGCACAAGUUUAAAGAAUCUGCCAUGAAAGGUAUCCCUUUGGAAGAAAUAUAUCAAGAGCUUGGGACUAGCAAGGAUAUUGAGAGCAUCUUGGUACCAGACCAAUAUGAGAAAUCUCUGUUGGCUGGAAUCAUUGAAGAUAAUGUUGAUGAUGGCCUAGGGCAGAUUGAUAUCAUUGUUGACAGUUGGAGAGAGCGUCUAGUAGAAAAGAAGAAAAAGAUAUGGUGGGAAGGAAUGUACCAGCUGGACCAGGCGUCCCGAGAGAUUGGUAAUAAGUUUCUUGAGAAUGAAGACCCUGAGCAAGAACCCCCUGAGCAAGAAGUCCCUGAGAAAGAGAGUUCUGAUAUUGCUAAAGUUGUUGCAUCUCUUGCCUCACUAACAGAGGUGGUGAACAAUGGCUUUCAUGCCAUUGAGGAGAAGUUUAGGGACAUGGAGAUUAGAGUGAAGACUCUUGAAGUGUCUGUGGCAGCUCAGGGAUAUCAUAGUCCGGUGUUUCCGCCAUAUGGGUCGCCUCUGGAAACAUAAUAUAGGAC
This is a messenger RNA of Arabidopsis lyrata subsp. lyrata, 738 nucleotides long. RefSeq lists its product as uncharacterized. The record is from RefSeq and is a predicted model, not a curated record. NCBI's taxonomy places the organism in Eukaryota, Viridiplantae, Streptophyta, Magnoliopsida, Brassicales, Brassicaceae. The transcript has 3 exons. Bases 29 to 730 code for a protein of 233 amino acids.